Messenger RNA from Lodderomyces parapsilosis, 291 nucleotides. RefSeq lists its product as uncharacterized. The record is from RefSeq and is a predicted model, not a curated record. The transcript has a single exon. The coding region runs from base 1 to 291 and encodes 96 amino acids. Lineage: Eukaryota; Fungi; Ascomycota; Pichiomycetes; Serinales; Debaryomycetaceae.
AUGGAUGCAAGUCAACAGCAACAUGAACUAAGCUCCAUCUAUCAGGAGUACAAAUCAUUUUUCCCAAAAAGUGAACUAAAUCUAGAAAAAGAACCAAAACAUAUCGAGUUAACCACAAUCGAGGGCCAAUCUAUUAAAGCAACAGUCGAUUUACGAGGCUGGUCUCAGAUAUCACUCACACCAGCUCGUCACUACGAAACUUUUGAGGCAAUGAUGCAAGAUUUGAGCCCGUGUUUUAGAGACAAGUUUGGUUCAGAACUUGCAAAUAGAUUGAAUAGCUUACUACAAUGA